Molecule: messenger RNA, 4829 nt
Organism: Notolabrus celidotus (New Zealand spotty)
Lineage: Eukaryota; Metazoa; Chordata; Actinopteri; Labriformes; Labridae
Gene: tmem131l
Product: transmembrane 131 like
Exons: 34
Coding region: 137-4729 (1530 amino acids)
Cellular component (GO): membrane
Source: RefSeq, a predicted model, not a curated record
GCAGAGGGAGGGAGCUGCUGCUGCUGCUGCUGCUGCUGCUCCUACUGCUGCUGUUUCUGCUGCUCGGUGCUGAGAGAAAGAAAGACCAGCAACACAGCGAAACACAAGGCAAGGCUGCUAGCUGAGAGAGGGCAGCAUGGCGGGGCUACAGGAUUUCCAACAAGGCAGCCACUGCCACAGGAAAACGUGGAUCAAUAUACUACUAGGAAUACUACAAUUGCUUUUACCUUGCGUACAGCACGGAGGGGCACAGCUGCAAGCUCUGAGUCAGAUGUCCACCAGCGUGGUCGAGGUCUGGCAACCAGAGGAUGCGGAUCCACUAGUCCCACUUCAGGUGGAGAAGGAGCGACGAAAAGAUGGUCUUCCAAUUGAAGACAGCUCCUCUCUAUAUACACGGGAGAAUGGGAGGCCCUUGCAUUUUCAGCCCCCAGCGUUGGAGUUUGGGACGCAGCCGCUGGGGCUGGCAAGAGCUGAAACCAUAUAUAUACAAAACCCAAGCCAGGAAGUUCCUGUGACACUGCUGUCAAUGUUUACAUCCAGCAGGCAUUUUUACGUACCCUUCUUUCACAGAAGAGUGAUCCCACCCAGAGGGAAGGCAUCUUUUAAACUAAUUUUCCUCCCGUCUGAGGAGGGCAAUGUAGAAAACACAUUAUUUAUAAACACAUCGGCCCAUGGGCUGCUCUCAUACCAGGUAUUUGGUGUGGGAGUUCACCAGGGUUCAUUAAAGUCUGUCCAAAGAAAAGACAGCCUGUUAAUAUUCCCUCACAUCCAGAGCAUUAAGCUGACCCAAACUCAGGAAGAUGCUUCUAACAUCACCAUACUGGGUCUACUCCUUGAGUGCAGCUUACCCAAGAGUUUGUUCAACAAUCUUCAGGGCUCCUGCCUACAGAGUGAGGAGCGCCUCAGUCUGCAGAUUAACUUGUCUGCGCGUGGCGACCGGCCCGCUGACCUGGACAAACUCAAACCUUACGUCAUCGAGCACAUUUUGGUGCUGCUGAUGGCCCCCGCUGCCAGACUGGCUGCAGUAGGGGAACCAAGGCUCGGAGUUUAUAUGUUGAAUUCUGGAGGCAAGAAGCUCUACAUAAAGGACAUGCAGGUGUUAUCAAAAGUCGAGGCCAGUCUGGAAUUUAAUCAAGUUCUUCUGAGACCGGAAGCGAAAAAUUUCACUCAAGUGGCUACACUCGCCUGCAGAGGUUCAUUGCCAGGCCAAGGAAGGAAAUGCACGAGUCAUAUCAGUUUAAAACUUCUGGGGAACCAGACGACAUUCAACUUCCCUGGACUAAAUAUCACACACAGACGGACUGUGGGGGAUUUGUUCAGUCUGGUUCAGCUGAAACAAAGAGAUCCAGACACUGUGGAUCUGUGGCUGACAAACUCCCUCCUGCCUCUCACUGUGCUGAAUGUCAGCCUCUCACAGAAGCUGCAGGGAGUAAUGAAGGUGGUGAACUUCAGCGCUCCACAGAGGGUUCCUCAGGGCUGCUGGCAUAUUCUGACCCUCCAGCUGCUCAGCAAGUCCCUUCCUCUCAACCAGCUGUCCACCCUAAGUCUGGACACCAGCCUGGGCACAGUGCUGCACAUUCCCCUUUAUUUUCACUCUACUCCUUUCAAGCAGGGAGAGGUGAUCUUUGAAGCAGAACGGGAGUGUGGACGUCCUUGCCCUCUUAGAUUGUCUGAAACAGGACGUUCAGAGUGGCAACGUUCCCUCCUCCCAGACUUCUUCACAUCCUCUUGGGCUACAGACAGCAAGCUGGCUGCUGAGCUCUGCUCUCGCUGGCAGAACCACAAAGACAAACUCCCUUGCAGGUGGCCAAGACUCCCUGUGGAGACGUCCCUCCCUCUGGACUUUGGUGCUACACCUGUUAAUGAGAGCAAGGUGAAGACAUUCACACUGAAGAAUCCCUCCUCUUCCGUGGUUUCUGUCGAGGUUCGAUGCCUCUCCUUGUACCCUGCCCCACUUGAGGCUCUGGGCCUCCUAAACAAAUGGUUUAAUAUCAGCCCGGUUUCUGUCAACAUCAACAGUACAGAGUUCUCUCUGUUGGCCUCUCCCUCAAAGGGGGGAGAGACUGUGGAGGAUCUAACAGGAGAGGGUGUUGUCCGUCUGCUGCUGCAGCCCUGGGAAGCUAGAGAAGUUGCUGUGGUGUUUACUCCGUCUGAACACAAACCCAGCUCUACCAUCCUCAUCAUUAGAAACAACCUGACGGUGUUUGACAUGAUGACGGUGCAGGGCCAUGGGGCCAAAGAGCUGCUGAGAGUCGGAGGCAAACUUCCCGGCCCAGGAGCAUCUCUGCGCUUCAACGUUCCUCAGUCGACUCUCAUGGAGUGUCGAGACGGCCUGCGCACCAACAAGCCGCUCUUCGCUAUCAGGAAGAGUUUCAAGGUGGAGAAUGCAGGAGAGCUUCCUCUGACCGUCAUGUCCAUGAAUAUAAAUGGAUACAAGUGCCAGGGGUUUGGAUUUGAGGUCCUGCAGUGUCGCCCCUUCAGCCUUGAACACAACAGCUCCUCUGAGAUCACCAUCGCUUUUACCCCAGAUUUCACCUCAUCCUGGGUGAUCCGGGACCUCACCCUGGUGACAUCACGCGGCACCUCUUUCCCAUUCACGCUGAAUGUGACGCUGCCGCACCACAUGUUGCCCCUCUGCGCUCAGGUGGUCCCAGGUCCCAGCUGGGAGGAGACUUUCUGGGUGGUCACACUGAUCUUCACAUGCUUCUCCCUGUUUGGCGUGUGUCUGAUGGCUUUCCAUCAGGCCCAGUAUAUCCUCAAUGAGUUUUCCACUCCCAGCAUCAGGAGCAACCACAACUCUGUCCUGUCACGGGAUAACGGGCCCGUCAAUAACAUCACACCCAACGGAGUGAAUAAAACUAAGGGCAGUUGUAAGAGCUACGUGGACACUGGGCACACCUCAGACAAAGGUAAGGGGCGGGGCUCUCCUGCCUUGGCGAACAGCCCUGCCCCACGUCCUCAGUCUUCAAAGAAAGGAUCAUCCAUCACCCCGUCCCAGUCCCAGAAGAAACACAAGGUUUCCCUCUAUUACACCAAAUACAAGUCCAGCUCGUCCGCCGCAGCAGCUGAAGCUGUCAUGGUGGAUGAAGAGCAUGAAGACUUAACGCCAGACCCUCCCCUGACCCCAGACCUUGAUAUCUGCAACAACAACGAGCCAGCGUUCAUCAGUGAGCUGGACAAAAAGAUACCUGCAGACUUUAAAGAGGAGCCCCACAUCACUAUAGAAGAGAGAGUGCCAGCAGCAGUUAUGUUUCCCAUGGAAAUGCCUGCUGGUUUCCCAGAUAACGUCACUUUAAGUCCGGGACCCAGACCAGGCCUGUUGGUGUGCAGUCCCAUCGUUAAAAGCUGCACCCAGCACUAUGCAGAGAAGAUUGACUCUGAGAAAAGGGACAGUGCUGAAAUGGAGUGUAGAGAAAAUGAAAAAGGGCAGAAGAAGAAGGCACAGAGUGCAGAGACUGGCACUGUAUCAGGAAACAAUAAGGGAAAGAGGAGCCGCAGGAAGACAGAAAAUGCCUCCAGUGCUCCUGAGCACAAUGUGGUCCUGAUGCCAGAGAGGGAGAAAGAACCUGAAUGGAAAACAGGGGACCACAGCAUCAGUGGAACCCGCAACAGGAACCGCUGCUGCAACGGCUCCAAGCCAGAAGCACCAAAGCCGGGACAGUGCAUCGAGAGCCCCCUCAAACAGAACGCAGGUGUGUGUCCUGCUCGCACUCGGCGAAAGUGUCCCACAGAGCGCAGAGGAGGUGCAGUGUGCGAGUCUGGCUCAGACUCGGGCAGCUCAUCAGGCAGCGUGAGGGCCAGCAGAGGGAGCUGGGGUAGCUGGAGCAGCGCCAGCAGCAUGGAGGGCGACAAAGACCCAAAUGCCCGGACACACGCUUGCACUACCUCAUCUAGAAAAAGGGAAUCCAUGCAGUACGGUGUCUACCCAUCAGAGCGAGACUGCUACCAGAACAUGAAUAUAAACUACAAGGCUCACAGCAUGAAUAUCUUGUACCGUAAAGAGGUUUGCCAAAGCCCAGAUCCUGUAGCCCCCAGCUUUGCACCAAGUUUUGCUGCAGUUGCUGCAGGAGUGGACAGGAACACAGACCUGACAGGUCAGUAUUUGCCUGAAGAGACGUGGUCCGCUCCAUCCAUCCCGCUCACCAAUGAGUUCAGAUACAACCCCCCUGAAGCUCUGCCCUACAUACCUCAGCCAGCAACCCCCGCGCCAUACAAUGGGUUUACUUGGAGUGCCAACAACCAUUGCAACAAUCCCUACACCUACUGUGAGGAAAACUACAUAGGUAAUGGAACAUUUUCAAGUGGUUAUCCCGGUCAAGAGGGCCAGAAUGCACACUGCAGCCAGACCAGCUGGAGUGAGGAACAGCCUCAGGAAUCGCCCUCAGCCUGGGAAACCGCAGCCUGUGUGGGCAGCAAGCCAUACUUCUCGGGGACCCGCAGCCUCUCCCCCAUGUCCAGCCUGUUUGGAUCCAUCUGGACCCCUCAGAGCGAGCCCUACCAGAGCCACCACUUCCAACCCGAGCGAUCCGCCCCGAUCUCCCCCGUGUCCCCCAUCACUCCCCCUCACUCUCCCUUCACCCGGGAGCCGGAGGGGAGGUGCGCCCCCAUCCAAUAUUCUGGCUUCAACCCGUUCGGCCCGCACAUGAACCUGGACAUCUGGAACUCUUCCUCCAACCGCAGCUCCAACUCACAGCUCUCCAACGACUCUGGCUACUGUGGAGACGUUUAAAAUAAGAUAAAACAUGGCAGACCUUAACAAUGAGUGCAAACAUAUAAAACAUUGAUAUGUAAAAGAAAGGAAAUAAAAAUGAAUGUUCUUUUAUCAUUAA